AUGGUAGCUCCAAGCGCCAGAGUACUAUUGACCCUCAAGCCUACGCCCAACCCCAAAGUCGUCGCAGCGAGCAUCUCCCUCGUCCCUCCCCGCCGACUGCUGAACCCCGAUAUUCCGAGUCCACUCCGCGUCUCCCGGGUCUCUCUCCGCCCAACGAACAAGCCGAGUUUGAAAGUCCAACCGAUGCUGCGCGGGGGCUUCAGAUCCCUGGCGAGCAGGGGGGGUCAUGGCCAAGCCCAUGGCCAUGCGGUAGACCGGUCCGACUUUGCGGGCUCUUCCUCUGCCGAGACUUCUAGUCUGCGGAGGAACCGCUUCAGCUUCAUGAGACUACGCCAUGCCUCCGAUCCCCAGCUUUCAAAAAGCUACACCAAAGCCCAACAAGAAGCUCCCCCAGUGCCGUCUCUACCACCCCCGAAGAUUAUCACCACUGCCCCGACGAGCAAUGAAUUGGACCAACCAGUGAAACAACGGAAUAAAUUCUCCUUCCGUCCGUCAUCCCGUAAACAAUCCAUGGAGGAUCUAUCACGGAAUUCGACGGAUCAACCAAGAUUGAAACAGACUCGGAAGAACCAGGGCUCGACCGACUCCCAGAUCGGUGACUCGAGCCUUUCGACCUUCCAAACAACUUCCGAGACCCCCGGCCGACUCUCAACGAACUCGCUAAGAGGAGGCAGCCGGGAUCAACCCGUCGAUUCCAAUCGAUCCUCUGCCGUAGACCCCCGGUUCUCUGAGUCGUCGCGGUCAGACCAGAGCUACGGGGACCAAGUUCCGACAUAUCAGACCAACUCUCCUCGCGAAGGCCACGGUUCUACAUCGAGCGCCAAACGAUUCCGCUUACCCCGUCUCAAGCGCAAUAAGAGUCCCCUGUUCCCACUUCCUCCCCGGCCAACUCCCAGCAGCCGCGCGCUGGACGCCGCCCCCAAGUUCUCUGCCGAUACCCCCAAGUCGGAGGGCUCGGUGGAUCACGACCAGGUCUCACCUCUUCCCUCGCCCUCGCGUUCCUCUGUCGGGCUAGCCUCUUCGGUUCCCCCGCAACUCUUCCGUAACGACUCCACAAACUCCGCUCGUUCCUUGCGCUCCAAUCCGUCCCACAAUGGCCGUGGUCGAUCUUCAACAAUGGGGUCUGUGGCUGAGAAUCAGGAUGAUUUAUCCCCCGUCCCAUAUCUCGCUUCCUCAGGACGCACUUCGACUUCUACCAGUGGCCGCAAGAGCUUCGGCGAUCUUUUCAAUAUUUCUCAACGUUUGCGUCAGAAUUCUGAGCCCCCGUUCCCUCGGCAUGGUUCCCCAGGUGUUGGCGGCCCUGGAUCGUUGACUCCAGCUUCAAAGCCCGAUUUACCACCAGUCCCAUCGCGGGAGGAAGACGAUACGCCAGCCAGCUUUCUCACAAAGCUCGAAGAAAACCUUCCAAAGGGAUCGAUCGCCGGUAUUCUUGCUCAGUCGGACCAAGAAUUCUUCAAGGUUGCUCUCAGGAAAUACAUGCGAGGGUUCCACUACUUCGGCGACCCCAUCGACAUGGCCAUUCGUAAGCUGUUGAUGGAGGUGGAGCUGCCAAAGGAAACUCAGCAAAUCGAUCGUUUCCUCCAAGCAUUCGCAGAUAGAUACCACGAGUGCAACCCAGGUAUCUUUGCAACCACUGACCAAGCAUACUUCAUUGCAUUCUCGAUUUUGAUUCUUCACACCGACGUGUUCAACAAGAACAACAAACGGAAGAUGCAGAAGCCCGAUUAUGUGAAGAAUACCCGCGGUGAGGGCAUCUCCGACGACAUUCUAGAAUGCUUCUAUGAGAAUAUCUCCUAUACUCCAUUCAUCCAUGUCGAGGAUGCAAAUGUGCGCGAACGCAAUCUGGCCAAGCCACGACGAGCUUUGUUCAAGAGUACAAGUUCCGAGCAUUUGUCACGGGUAUCAAGAGAGCCUGUGGACCCGUAUGCACUCAUUCUCGAUAGCAAACUCGGGUCUCUAAGGCCCACCUUGAAAGACGUCAUGGAGCUUGAGGAUACCUACAAUCACGUUGGAACCGACGGACUGCCGGACAUUGAUGACUUACACCAGGCUUUCACCAAGUCGGGCAUUUUGCAGAUCAUAUCUCUCCGCUCGCGCCCGGAUGCCUUCAUGCAAGGAGUUCUUGACAGCUCUGCGGACUCUAAUCCCGGUCUGGUAGACAUUAAAGUCGCCAAGGUUGGUCUUCUCUGGCGGAAAGAUCCGAAGAAGAAGCGAGCCCGAUCCCCAUGGCAGGAAUGGGGCGCGGUUCUCACCUUCUCACAACUCUACUUUUUCCGCAAUGUCAACUGGGUACGCUCGCUCAUGGCGCAAAGUGAUGCGUACGUGAAGGGUGGACGGAAGGCGACUUUGGUAUUCCGACCUCCGCUUGCCGAAUUCAAGCCCGAUGCGAUCAUGUCGACCAACGAUGCCGUAGCGCUCUUGGACACGGAUUACAAGAAGCACAAACAUGCGUUUUCGUUUGUGCGACGUAAUGCGAUUGAAGAGAUCUUCCUUGCGGACUCAGAAUCUGAAAUGAACGACUGGAUUUCGAAGCUUAACUACGCCGCCGCCUUCCGAACGACCGGCGUUCGUACUAAGGGUAUGAUCGCUACGAACUACGAGGGUCAACGGUAUCGCAAGAGCCAGCGAAUGAAUUCCAUCUCGUCAGUCCAGUCACACCAAUCCUCGGAGAAGGAACCUCCCUCGCCCAGCAUCGACACCGAUAUCGUGGCAGAGUUUGUUGCUGCUCGUCGUCAAUUGAUGAGCCAAAAGAUUCGGGAAACGAAUGAGAAACUCUUUGUCACACAGAGACAACUUGACGAGCUUCUCCGCAAUGCACGUCAUCUGCAAAUACUGACUCCUGUUCAUCCUCGUGCCCGUGAGAGUGUCAUCAUGGCUGCGGGUCGAAUGGCCGCCAAGCUUAAGUGGGUUAGGCAAGACAUCUGGCGCAACAAGUGCUACCGAGAGGUUCUCCUUCGGGACCUCGGUGGAGAUGAGAGCGUUGUUCCGGAGCGAGCGGCGUCAGUUGGCGAUGAGCCAGCCAGUUCCAUUCCAGCUCGGAUGGCAUCGGUCUCCGGUCCAUCGGUGAGAUACGAGCCUAGUAUCCAGCCCAGUAUUCAACAAGCGCCCAGCAUCGUCCAUACCGUAUCCAGCCAUGAUACGGAAGAGACUACUGCGGCACCGGUGGCUGUGGAAAGUCCUCUCGACCCUGCUCUCCUCAAGCAGCCAUCUAUCGAUGAGAUGCGCCGCCCCAGUCUUCCCGCAUCAACUACCUCCUCUGACUUUUCUCGUGUUGGCCGACCACUCUCAAUUGCCCUCCCUUCGGACAAAGGCAAGGCCUCUGACUCAGAUGUGCAACUUGAGCGUGAGGCUUCCGUGCUUAGCCGCGUUAGCAGAUUUGAUGGUGCCAGUAUGAACUCUCGGGGCUCCAGGCUCACUUCCCCUGCCAGUUACGACGAAGGCGAGGAACGCCUGCUGCGCGAAACAGGGUUGUUGGAUUUGAGUGGUUCCCCCCCACCGCGAAAACCACCAACAACUGUACAGGAAGCCGACGGCGAGGAGAAACCUGGUGAAUCAUCCGAAGUGUCUCAAAGUGACAGGGCCAGCCGUGUCCGCCGCAGCUUGCAUCGCUCACUGCGCGAAUCCCCUCAUAUCCAUAUGAACCGGCACCAUUCGCACACCCGCAGCAAAAAGAAUCGCGGAUCAGUUUCCAGCAUUGGGCCUCUUUCAGACGAUGACGCUGCCCAUGAAGGUGGCCUUUCGCGCAAGACACCCAGCUUCACUGUGCAUGGCAAAAAGGCUUCCGUUGUAACCUUCGGAUCCGAGUGGCAAAACAUGCCCCCUGAGGAACGUCUCAAGCUUAGGAAACCUACACCGCACGAUGAGCCACGCGCUUCUGAGCCGAACAUACUCAGUAGCGGCGAGUCAGUGAGAUCGGGCGACAUCCCAGAUGGCCGGCCACGAUCAUUCCGCAGCAUGAGCACGACGACUGGGAUCAGCAUGCGCAGUGACGACGAGCCGAUCGACUUCUUCAAAGAUGCACACGAAGAUCUACCCCGACCUUCUCAAGAUGUAGCUCCAGACGAAACGGUUGCCAGCGAGCCCCCCGAAUCGCCUUCCGGAACGAUCAUCCUUAACCACCACCACCUCACCCCGCCCCACGACGCACCAUCCUCAUCACCAAACCCUCUGGGUGCACCCCCGUCAUCCGAGAACCUUCGACAACAGGCAGUGGGUGUGUAA
This is a messenger RNA of Penicillium manginii, 4221 nucleotides long. Its product is annotated as Arf family guanine nucleotide exchange factor SYT1. The record is from RefSeq and is a predicted model, not a curated record. Gene Ontology annotation, biological process: regulation of ARF protein signal transduction. Gene Ontology annotation, molecular function: guanyl-nucleotide exchange factor activity. The transcript has 3 exons. NCBI's taxonomy places the organism in Eukaryota, Fungi, Ascomycota, Eurotiomycetes, Eurotiales, Aspergillaceae. The coding region runs from base 1 to 4221 and encodes 1406 amino acids.